AUGUUACGACGAACCUUUGUACAUCCCAUCGUGCUCGCUCUAGGCCUCGUUGGCACCGGCUCCGUCGUUGCUGCUGGUCCUUGCGAUAUCUACUCCUCCGGUGGCACGCCCUGCAUUGCUGCGCAUAGCACCACUCGAGCCCUGUACAGUGCGUACAGCGGCUCUCUAUACCAGGUAAAGCGCGGUUCUGACGGUACUACAACCAACAUCGCGCCGCUUUCUGCUGGUGGCGUCGCGAAUGCCGCCGCGCAGGACUCUUUCUGUUCCGGCACGACCUGCCUCAUUACCAUCAUCUAUGACCAGUCCGGCCGCGGGAACCAUCUCACUCAAGCUCCGCCCGGCGGCUUCCAAGGCCCCGAGGCCAAUGGUUAUGACAACCUGGCCAGCGCAAUUGGCGCCCCGGUCACGCUGAACGGUCAGAAGGCGUACGGUGUCUUUGUCUCGCCCGGCACUGGCUAUCGCAACAACGCCGCCAGUGGAACGGCAACCGGUGACGUGGCAGAGGGCAUGUACGCCGUCCUGGAUGGAACCCAUUACAACGGUGGCUGCUGCUUCGAUUAUGGCAAUGCCGAGACAAACAGUCUAGACACGGGCAAUGGCCACAUGGAGGCCAUCUACUUCGGUGACAACUCUGCCUGGGGAACUGGUGCUGGAAGUGGCCCAUGGCUCAUGGCGGAUCUUGAGAACAACCUCUUCUCUGGCGCCAACACUGGCUACAACGCUGGCGACCCGUCGCUCUCCUACCGAUUCCUCACUACAGUCUUGAAGGGGAAGGCAAACCAGUGGGCUCUUCGGGGCGCCAACGCUGCGUCCGGCUCGCUGUCGACAUACUACACUGGUGCGCGGCCAAGCGCAUCUGGCUACAACCCUAUGAGCAAAGAGGGCGCCAUCAUCCUUGGUAUCGGUGGCGAUAACAGCGUCAGCGCCCAAGGCACAUUCUACGAGGGCGUGAUGACCUCCGGCUAUCCGUCCGAUGCCACCGAGAACUCAGUGCAGGCCAACAUCGUCGCUGCUAAAUAUGCGGCCGGGUCGCUCACCAGUGGCACGACGCUCACGGUGGGCUCUUCGAUCUCGCUGCAAGCCACCACCUCCGGCUACACGACGCGCUACCUCGCACACACCGGCUCAACCGUCGAUACGCAGGUCGUCUCAUCCUCCAGCAGUACGGCGCUCAAGCAACAGGCCAGCUGGACUGUCCGCGCCGGCCUUGCCAACAGCGCCUGCUUCUCAUUCGAGUCGAAAGAUACCGCCGGCAGCUAUAUACGGCACAAUAACUUCGUGCUGCUGCUCAAUGCCAACGACGGCACGAAGCAGUUCAAAGAAGACGCGACGUUCUGCCCACAGACCAGUCUCAAUGGCAAAGGAAGCUCUAUCCGAUCGUGGAACUACCCGACCCGCUAUAUCCGGCAUUACACCAACGCGGGUUACAUCGCAAGCAACGGCGGCGUCCACACAUUUGAUGCGACCAACUCAUUCAACGAUGACGUGAGUUGGGUGGUUAGCACCAGCUUCGCCUGA
Molecule: messenger RNA, 1518 nt
Organism: Aspergillus affinis
Lineage: Eukaryota; Fungi; Ascomycota; Eurotiomycetes; Eurotiales; Aspergillaceae
Product: alpha-L-arabinofuranosidase B
Exons: 1
Coding region: 1-1518 (505 amino acids)
Biological process (GO): L-arabinose metabolic process; pectin catabolic process; arabinan metabolic process
Molecular function (GO): alpha-L-arabinofuranosidase activity
Source: RefSeq, a predicted model, not a curated record